Messenger RNA from Plectropomus leopardus (leopard coralgrouper), 980 nucleotides. NCBI's taxonomy places the organism in Eukaryota, Metazoa, Chordata, Actinopteri, Perciformes, Serranidae. The record is from RefSeq and is a predicted model, not a curated record.
UACUCUACAGUCAUGAGGAGUCUGGUGGUUCUCGCUUUUGUGGUAGCUAGCGCAUAUGGAUGUGGGCUUCCCACUUUCCCUCCUGUGCUGAGCAGGGUUGUGGCAGGAGACGACGCUAGGCCUCACAGCUGGCCCUGGCAGAUCUCUCUCCAGUCGGACAGCAGUGGGCGCUGGAGGCACGUCUGUGGAGGCACCCUCAUCUCUCCUGAAUGGGUUCUCACUGCUGCUCACUGCAUCAAUAAACGCUAUAACUACAGAGUGGAGCUGGGUAAACACAGCCUGAAGACCAGCGAGGAGGGCUCAGUAGCUCUGAGGGCGGCCAAAAUGAUCACUCAUGAAGACUACAACGCCAUGCUCAGCCGUGACGACAUUGCCAUGAUCAAGCUGUCUUCCCCUGUCACCUUUUCUGACACAAUCAUGCCUGCCUGCGUCCCAGAGUCUGGCGUUGUCCUGCCCCACGGUGCUCCCUGUUAUGUCACCGGCUGGGGUCGACUCACUACCGGCGGUCCUGCCGCUGACAUCUUGCAGCAGGCUCUUCUGCCAGUGGUCGGCCACGAUAUCUGCUCACAGUCCGACUGGUGGAGCUUCCUGCUCACAGACAAGAUGGUCUGUGCCGGAGGUGACGGGAUCACCGCUGGCUGCAAUGGAGACUCUGGUGGCCCCCUCAAUUGCCGGAACCCUGAUGGCUCCUGGGAGGUCCAUGGUGUGGUGAGCUUCGGCUCUGGUCAAGGCUGCAAUGUCUUCCAGAAGCCGACGGUCUUCACACAAGUCAGCUCCUACAUAAACUGGAUCAACUCAGUGAGGAACAUGUUCAUUUUGUGAUUACCUUGCCAGCAUAAACAAUGUAACUUGAAGCCAACAAAGGCCUCGGCUCUCAAAAACAGGAAGUGUAUUGUAACUGUUUUCUAUUGUUUACUCCGCAGGUUAUGACCCGUAACUGAAGAAGCUGUUCAAGUGCUUUGGUCAGCAAUAUGAACAAC